CUGGACCACAAUAUCAUUUCUGCACAUAUAUACAUGUAUACAGAUUUUUGUAGUAUACAUUUUUAAUGUAAACAAAACAUGAAAAGGCAAAAUGUACGGACGCUCUCUUUGGUGGUGACAACUUUUACAUAUCUUCUUAUCGGUGCGGCCGUCUUCGACGCUUUAGAAUCCAAAGAGGAGGAAAAAAGGGAUCAGAUGCUUAAAGUAUCAUCGAGCGCAUUAAAAACAAAAUACAACAUAACAGAGGAGGAUUACAAAAUGAUUGAGCUGAUGAUUAUUGAGUACAAGCCGCAUAAGGCCGGACCUCAAUGGAAAUUCGCCGGUAGUUUCUAUUUCGCUACAGUGGUUUUAGCUAUGAUUGGUUAUGGACAUUCCACCCCUGUUACUGCUGGGGGAAAGGCAUUUUGUAUGGCUUAUGCCAUGAUUGGUAUCCCCCUAGGCCUAAUUAUGUUCCAAAGUAUAGGAGAGCGUUUAAACAAGGUUGCCUCCAUAAUAAUCCGCCACAUAAAAAAGUACAUGAAAUGCGAUAAAAUUGAGGCAACAGAAAUGAAUUUGAUGUUUGCCACUGGUAUGCUCUCUACCAUUAUCAUCACUACCGGAGCGGCUGUUUUCUCUAGAUACGAAGGAUGGACCUAUUUUGAUAGUUUUUAUUAUUGCUUUGUUACGUUGACUACUAUAGGAUUUGGAGAUUAUGUCGCUUUACAGAACGAUAAUGCCUUAAUAAACAAACCUGGCUACGUGACGCUGAGCUUGGUCUUUAUUUUGUUUGGAUUGGCUGUUGUAGCUGCUAGUAUCAAUUUGCUUGUCCUCAAAUUCAUGACCAUUGGGCCAGAGGAUAGUAGAAAAGACGAUCAAGAUCUACAGUCGGUGACGCAUCACGUGUUUGCUCUAGAUGGCGAAAUGAUAAAUGUAAAUGGGAAGUUGAUUUCGACUCCAAAUGGUAUAGAGGAUGAAUUUGAGCAGGCUUCGGUCUGCUCUUGUAACUGUCUAGGAUUAAAUCACGCCGAUAAUGAAGAAUUGCUUCUAGAUAAUUGUUACCAUCCGGCUCACAUACCAAUGACUGGCAUGCAGACCAUAAAAAGAGCUUCUGUUUGACAAACAUUUUAAUAAAACUUUGAAAAGUUGAAA
Messenger RNA from Anthonomus grandis grandis, 1128 nucleotides. RefSeq names its product two pore potassium channel protein sup-9 (gene Task7). Lineage: Eukaryota; Metazoa; Arthropoda; Insecta; Coleoptera; Curculionidae. Gene Ontology annotation, biological process: potassium ion transmembrane transport; stabilization of membrane potential. The record is from RefSeq and is a predicted model, not a curated record. The transcript has 6 exons. Gene Ontology annotation, molecular function: potassium ion leak channel activity. The coding region runs from base 79 to 1095 and encodes 338 amino acids. Gene Ontology annotation, cellular component: membrane.